AUAGCGAACUUUUUGAUGGAAUCAGCUAACAAAUGAGAGGAGAAGGCGUAAUUUUGCGCAGGGAGCCCCCCUUUCUCUUUGCAAGAUUAAAACCCCCCAGGCAGCGAACAGAGCUAAACUUGUGGGUGUGUGGAAAGGAAUUUCACUUUAUCGUGAUCGUGCGAGAGAUUUUUGUUUGUUUGUUUAUUUGGGGGGUUGCUUUUGUGUGUCGUUGCCCGUUCCCCCCUCCCCCCCCCCUCCCCCCCAUACGUGACAUCCUCCCUCCCUGUCUUCCCAGCCAGGGGCAGGAACUGACCCGGAUUAGCACCGACUUUAACUCCAAACUGGAAAUACGCAGAAGAAAGGAAUCGCUAAAGAUUGGCCGUCUCUGCAAACAGAAGCUUAAGUGGCCAGCUCUACCAUCAUCUCAUCCGAUGGUAGGUUGGAAAACAUUGCCUUGCCCUGCAGUUUGUAUUGCCCAGACAGUUUUGACUAGCUGCUUCCAGGGAAAAGAGAGAAACCCAAAUGACCCAAAUGAAGGUUUCUCUAUAGAGGAUUUCUGUGGAGUUAUCAAGCUAAACUGCUUUUGCCAUCUGAUAGUUCAUCCUGGCAACACUGUUAGUUGAAAGCCACAGAAGUCGUUGUGUACAGCAUUUUAGUCUUCAGCUCAUUAAGAUACAGAUUUGAAUUGGAAACUUUGAUCUCAUUUGUGCAAACUGGAAACCAGUUAAAUCAGAAUUCAUAUGAGUGUGCAUCAAAUGACCUUGGGGAAAAAUAAUGUGAUUUUCUGCACCUUGCUUUCAUCUUCUGCAAAAUGGGAUACGAUACAGUCCUCCGCUGCUGAAGUGCUGUUGAAACCCACUGCCAGGAAGACUGUGCAAAAGAGAGUAUAGCCUGGUUUUUAUUAUGAGAGGAGAACCCGUGGUAAGCAUUAAAACUGGAGAGUUUGGACUACUUUCUGAAACCUCAUUUUAACUUUUGGAUCUUACAUAGUACCCUAAUACUUGCCCAAUCUCCUAAUUGCAACUGUCUUUUAAUACCCAACCAUAACAAAUGCAAAAAUAUACUGUGCAUCUGGCAUUUAUUAUUUUAGUAAAAAAGUCAUGAGAACAACACAGAAGAGUCUGGUUUUAACACCAUUUCAAGGUCAAGAAGUAUACAAUCAUUUCAAGUGGGAAAUUAUUAAUGACAAAUAACAAAAUUGAGCUUUUAACUUACUUCCAUAGAAAGGGAAGUUCUCUUAUGUUUUAAAAGAUGUUCUCCAUGAUACAGUACAUUGAUUCAGCUGGUCUGACACAGGAAAAAAUUCCUUUUCU
Pezoporus occidentalis (night parrot) is the source of this 1295-nucleotide messenger RNA. RefSeq lists its product as uncharacterized. The transcript is spliced from 6 exons. The coding region runs from base 33 to 605 and encodes 190 amino acids. The record is from RefSeq and is a predicted model, not a curated record. Lineage: Eukaryota; Metazoa; Chordata; Aves; Psittaciformes; Psittacidae.